AUGACCAUCGUACAACGUCGCUAUCCCACUCCCCAAUCUUGCAAUGGACACGUUGAAAGAUACAGAGAUAACGCACCAGAUCAUAAGGUUCCCAGGCAAACAAGAGACGUGGAAAUCGCCAGUCUUCUCUCAAAGAUUGAGUCAAAGCCCAACUUCAAUCCACAUCUAGAUUUUGAUCCAUCGGUUCAUCUAGUAUUUGAUCCGGAAUAUUUUAAAAAAACAUUAUCUUUGGACGAUCUAAAGAUAAAAAAGACCCAUGUGCCUAGGGUAUCAAACUUUGGUGCAGCACUACCAUUCCCGCUGUUAUCCGAAGAGGCGGUGGACAUGAUACUCUACGAAGCAUUCCAAGACGAGGUCAUUGAUGACUUUGCCAGACUGCCCAAUUUGGCAGUCAACUCAACAAGGCUGGACUUCCAUAUCGGAGGACAUGCAAGAGAUCAUGCUCCAUUCACCAAGGCCGUUGUAGAAUCUCCACAGAUUUCCAACAUUGUGUCGGAGUUUGCAGGUCUGUCAAUGUCCCCCAUUUACAAUUCAGAGACGGCGCAUUUGAAUGUCAGUUUGGCAACUCAAGAUCCAACAGAACAGUUGGAUUUCCCCUCAACAAGGGAGCAAGUUGAAGCCAAGUUGAAGGAACAAGAUCUAGGUGAUGCCUCACAGAUCCCCUCAAGUUUGGGAUUACAUUAUGACUCAACCACUCUUGCUUUGGUAAUUAUGCUAGAAUUACCGGAAGAUGCUAUUGGCGGUCAAACCACCAUUGUCACCGGUGAUGAGGAAACAGUUCGUAUUCCCGAGCCUAAGAUUGGUUAUGCAACGCUAAUCCAAGGAAGAAUUUUAAAGCAUUUGGCUAGCAAACCAGUUACAAACCACAACAGAAUAACUUUUGUCAAUGGCUAUGCUGUCACCGGCCCCGAUAUGUUGGACAAUACUGCAUUGACAUCGACAAAACCGUCUGUUUUACCAAGGGCCCGAUUUGACCUGUUCUACAGAGACUGGGUCGAAUACAGGUUCUCCAAAUUAGAAGCCCAUCUAGCGUACUUGAAAAAAAAGGUUGUUGAAGAUUAUCAUGCAGGAAGGGGAUUCAACGAUGCAGUCUUUGUAGAGAAAUGCCUAGACAUUGAGAGGUAUGUUCGUCAAACUUACGAUGAAAUGGAGUGCGUCAAUAACCCACCUUAUCCGCCACCUCUAUUCAAUACUCCUUAUAACGAUCUCCCUUGA
Molecule: messenger RNA, 1215 nt
Organism: Pichia kudriavzevii
Lineage: Eukaryota; Fungi; Ascomycota; Pichiomycetes; Pichiales; Pichiaceae
Exons: 1
Coding region: 1-1215 (404 amino acids)
Source: RefSeq, a predicted model, not a curated record